Messenger RNA from Ficedula albicollis (Collared flycatcher), 329 nucleotides. RefSeq names its product sodium/potassium-transporting ATPase subunit alpha-2-like. Gene Ontology annotation, molecular function: P-type sodium:potassium-exchanging transporter activity. The annotation marks the transcript as partial. Lineage: Eukaryota; Metazoa; Chordata; Aves; Passeriformes; Muscicapidae. The transcript has 2 exons. The record is from RefSeq and is a predicted model, not a curated record. Gene Ontology annotation, biological process: intracellular potassium ion homeostasis; intracellular sodium ion homeostasis; potassium ion import across plasma membrane.
UCCCCAGGUGCUGACGGUGCCCCCCAGGUGAUCAUGGUGACCGGUGACCACCCCAUCACGGCCAAGGCCAUCGCCAAAGGCGUGGGGAUCAUCUCCGAGGGCAACGAGACCGUGGAGGACAUCGCGGCGCGGCUCAACAUCCCCGUCAGCCAGGUGAACCCCAGGGAGGCCAAGGCGUGCGUGGUGCACGGCUCGGACCUGAAGGACAUGAGCUCGGAGCAGCUGGACGAGAUCCUGCGCAACCACACCGAGAUCGUGUUCGCGCGCACGUCCCCCCAGCAGAAGCUGAUCAUCGUGGAGGGCUGCCAGCGACAGGUGACCUGCCACCU